AUGAAUGAACCAAUCCCAAUGAGUUUAAGCCUACCGACACAAACCUACGAUGAUAAUAUCGACGAAGGUGCAGCAGACGGUGAAAACUCUACUAAUCUAUCGACUAUAUGGGGCCGAUUGUUAUCAAUAGAUAAACUGUUUCCAUCCAUUGAUUUAAUAGACCAAGAAUAUACAUUGGGUCGUGGUAAAACAUGUACGAUAGUAUUUAAUUCAUCGGAAGUUCAAACAUCAAAAUAUUUUCUUGCUUACUCAUCACAACAUUUUAAAAUAAUUCGUGAUGCAGCUAAAAAAUAUGUUUAUGUUGUUGAUUUAUCAUCGAAUGGAACGUAUAUAAAUGGAGAAAAACUAGGAAAAAAUAAACAGCAGAUUUUAGAAAAUAAUGCAGAAAUUGCAUUAGCAUCAAAAACUCAUCGGGUCUAUGUUUAUAUCGAUUCAAAUACUAGUGAAGAUGUAUCGAUUCCAGCUGUUAUUAGAGAUAAAUAUAUCGUAUCAAGAGAAAUCGGACGCGGGGCUUAUGGUGAAGUCAGAUUAUGCUUUAAUCGAGACACAUGGGAUCGUUUUGCAAUGAAAAUUAUUGCAAAAAAGCAUUUUACAAAUUUUGGCCCACAAGCCGCUGCAUUUAAUCAAAACAUAAAAAAUGAAUGUUCAAUUUUGCAGGGAUUAUGCCAUCCAUGUAUAAUCCGUAUACAUGAAGUUUUUGAUACACCCAAUACACUUAACAUAAUACUCGACUUAGUUGAUGGCGGAGAAUUAUUUGAUCGUGUAAUUGCACACGGUCAGUUCGAUGAAGCAACAAGUAAAUUUUUAUUUCGACAAAUGUGUAUUGGCGUGAAAUAUUUACAUGAUCGUUCGAUAACACAUCGUGAUUUAAAACCUGAGAAUAUUCUUCUAGCAUCGUCAGACACAAAUGAAACAUUAAUUAAAAUAACUGAUUUUGGUUUAUCGAAAUUGAUUAAUGAAAUAAGUUUAAUGAAAACAUUUUGCGGUACACCAAACUAUAUUGCUCCGGAAGUUUUAGCUAAUCGUGGUGCAGGAAGUUAUACAAACAAAGUCGAUGUUUGGAGUUUAGGUGUUAUUUUAUAUAUUUGUUUAGUUGGUUAUCCACCAUUUAGUGAAUCACCUGAUACCCCUCCAUUAAGUGAACAAAUUCUUAAAGGUCUUUAUACGUUCCCCGAUGAAUUCUGGUCGGAAAUUUCUGCGCCAGCUAAAGAUCUUAUACGUCAAAUGAUGUGUGUUGAUCCAACUAAACGAUUAACAAUAACUAGCGUGCUUGAACAUCCAUGGUUAGCUAAUGAUCAUGAUAAUACUGCUCGAGUAGAUAAAAUAAUGUAUCCGACACUUCAAACUAUGAAAAGUAUGAAACGUGCAGCAUGCGACGAGGAGAUUGAUAUGGACCAAGGAGAUGAGACACCGUCCGCUGAUAUUCAUGCCAAUGGAAAAAACAACAAGCGAAUAAAAUAUUGA
Messenger RNA from Rotaria socialis, 1464 nucleotides. The record is from the annotation of a GenBank genome assembly. Lineage: Eukaryota; Metazoa; Rotifera; Eurotatoria; Philodinida; Philodinidae.